Messenger RNA from Melopsittacus undulatus (budgerigar), 2578 nucleotides. Its product is annotated as B cell linker. The transcript is spliced from 23 exons. Gene Ontology annotation, cellular component: cytoplasm. Gene Ontology annotation, biological process: intracellular signal transduction; cell surface receptor protein tyrosine kinase signaling pathway. Lineage: Eukaryota; Metazoa; Chordata; Aves; Psittaciformes; Psittaculidae. The record is from RefSeq and is a predicted model, not a curated record. The coding region runs from base 317 to 1987 and encodes 556 amino acids.
UCCCAGUACCGCAGCCACCUGUGCGCGCCGCCGGGCAGGGGGCGGGCGUCAGGACCGGGAGGGGCCGGCCUGGGCUCCAGGAGCACCGAGUCCCUCCUCUAUCAGUGCCUGCGGGUAGGACGGGGAGAGGCUUACAACAGCCCGGUACGGUAGCUGCUGCGACUUAACCCAGCCGAGGCAGUAAUCGGACAAGUUUCCGCCGCGCACGGCGGUAGGAGGGAGCCGAGUCGAGCCCGGUAGAGGGGGCGGCCGAGCCGGCAGGUGCCGGGUUGGGGCCAUACAGCCUGUCCCGGCGGGUGCCGACGUAGAGCGGAGCAUGGACAAACUCAACAAGCUGACUGUGCCGGCCGGGGAGAAGCUCAGGAAGCUUCAAAAGAUGGUGCAUGACAUGAAGAAAAACGAAAGUGGGAUAAUAAAUAAGUUCAAAAAGUUCCAAAAUGAACAAGUGGCCUUAAUUUGCAAAACUGGGAAAGAUACUUGGGAUCGACUAAAAAAAAAAACACCACCAAGUCUACCACGAAGGGACUAUGCUGCAGAACAUGAAGACAAUGAAGAGGAACAAUGGUCAGAUGAUUUUGACAGUGAUUAUGAAAAUCCGGAUGACCACUCUGACUCUGAGAUGUAUGUAGUCCCCAGUGAAGAGAAUCCUGAUGACAGCUAUGAGCCGCCUCCAAGUGAGCAGGAGAAAAAGAAGAUUCCAUCUGCAUUCCCUAUUUCUAGGGGUGAAUAUGCAGACAAUCGCACCAGUCACCAACAGCUCCCUCCCAUCAGCAAAGCUCUCCCAUGUACACCCAGUCCAGCUACGUCUAGACCAAAGAAACCAUCUGUACCAUCCUUGCCAUUGCCAUCUCCUGCUGCAAAACCAAAAGUACCACCAAAGCCUAAGGAGUGUAGUGAUGAUGAGGAUAAUUACAUUGUGCCAGUGGACAAUGACGAUGAUAACUAUAUUGAACCCACAGAAAGCAGCAUGUCACUACCUACAAAAUCUCCCAUGAACGUAUUUCUGAAGACGACAAAGUCAGCCCUCCCUACUUCUCCAAAGCCACCUCUUGCUUCUGAUAUGCAAGAAGUAUAUGAGGUUCCUGAAGAAGAGGAAAAGCCAGUACCACCACCGGUAGCCAGGUUUGCUAAACCACUUCCAUCAGUGCCUGCUCAGAAUACGGAGCACUCCCACAUGCACAGCAUGACCAGAGAGUCACCUAAGCUGGAUAUUUCCAGAAAUAUUUUGCCUCUUCCCAGAAAUCGUCUUCAUCCAAAACCAGAACAUGAAGCAAACAAUAAUCAUGAAAAUCAUAGCUUCAAUAACACACAAGAAUCCAGAUUUCCCACUGGACCAGCUCCGUCUCCGUUGCCAAGGGGCCUAAAGAAAACUUCUAAUGUAAUAAAUUCACCAAAACCAUGUCUACCUUCCAGAGAGACCUUAACUGCAAAUGAAGAAAAACCCACAGCAGCAGAACGACGACGAGGUUCCAGCCAAGAGCUUCUGCUUCCACCCCUUCCAAGUGGUGUCCAAAAGCCUUUGCUCCCAAAGUCCUCAAUUCUGCCAAAAGUGCCAGAAGCUGCAAACCGUUCUUUGGGUACUCCCUCUCACAGCAGCAUUUCAUCUAUUUCAAGUACUGCAGACCAGGAUGCUGGUGUUCAUAGUAAAGCAUGGUAUGCUGCUACAUGUGAUAGGAAAACUGCAGAAGAUGCACUGUACCGAUCAAACAAGGAUGGAUCUUUUUUAAUAAGAAAGAGUUCCGGACAGGAUUCACAGCAACCAUACACACUGGUGGUUUUUUACAACAGAAGAGUGUACAACAUCCCUAUAAGAUUUAUUGAAUCAACAAGACAAUAUGCACUGGGCAGAGAAAAAAGUGGUGAAGAGCGCUUUGACAGUGUUGCUGAAAUAGUAGAGAAUCAUCAGCACACCUCCUUGGUUCUAAUUGACAGCCAAAACAACACAAAAGACUGUACAAAACUGAAACACAUUGUAAGAGUUUCUUAAUCAAACUUAACUGCUAAAAUGAAGACUUUAAAUCAUUUACUUCAACAUCCCAAAACAUAUGGAUCCGGUAUUAAAAGAAGAAAAUCAAAAAUGAUGGAAAUACUCUUUAAGAUCACCUACUGAAUAAGAGAUGGCAUUCCUAAAGCUCAACCCCACAUCACUUCUGUCGGAAAAGCCCUCAUAUUUAAGACAAGAAGCCAAAGCAGAUACGCUCUCAUCUGUGUUUUUCAUCUGUGAACAACUGCAUACCACAGCCUGGUCCUUUGACUGCUAUUUAUAGAUUUCAUCUAGGACAUUUUCACUUUAAAAGCAACAAUAUCCACAGUGAUCUACUCUUCAUUGCAUUUACCACAGAUCACUGCUUUCAGCAAUGUCUUUGUAAAGUGCACAACCCCAGAAGAGUAACUCAGCCUAAUGUACCACUGUGUACAAACUGAAAAUAGGACUGUACUUCAAGUGAUUAGUGGCAAUAAAGCUGUCUGAAUGUUUUAGAUUGAUAGACAUGUGCUGUCCUUUUUCUCAGCUUUAAUCUGUUUCAUUAAUAUUUGUAUUUUCAAAUGUCUAAAUAAAAUAUUGUAAAGUCAGUAAGAA